Messenger RNA from Lathyrus oleraceus (garden pea), 1488 nucleotides. Its product is annotated as zinc finger BED domain-containing protein RICESLEEPER 2-like. Gene Ontology annotation, molecular function: DNA binding. The record is from RefSeq and is a predicted model, not a curated record. The transcript has a single exon. Bases 1 to 1488 code for a protein of 495 amino acids. NCBI's taxonomy places the organism in Eukaryota, Viridiplantae, Streptophyta, Magnoliopsida, Fabales, Fabaceae.
AUGGGUCAGCCUAAUCAAACUAUACCUACUGAAUAUGUCAUGAAUGAAGUUGGUUCAACAACAACAACUGAAGUUGUUGGAGCAGAAUUAGUUAAUACCCAACCUACAAAGAAGAGGAAAGCUAGUGCAAGUGGUUCUAGGCAAUCAUCUGCUUGUUGGGAGCACUUUAUUAGAUUACCAGAUGACUUAGUUGAUACACCAACUGCAGCUUGUAAACACUGCCACAAAAAAUACCUAUGUGACCCUAGGACUCAUGGCACCACCAACAUGAACCAUCACAUUCUAAAAUGUGCAAAGAAGCCUAGAACCAUUGAUCCCACCCAAACUAUUUUGACAUACCCCUCUGCAGAAGGAUCUAGUUUGGGUCAUGUUAGCUCCAAAUUUGACAAGCAAGCUUGUAGAAAAGCUUUGUCAAUUUUUGUGGUUCUAGAUGAACAACCAUUUAGUGCAGUUGAGGGGGAAGGUUUUAAGUACUAUUCUAAAGUAAUGCAGCCCCAGUUUACUCUCCCAUCUAGGCGUACAGUAGCUAGAGACUGUUUUCAGCUACACUUGGAUGAGAAACAAAAACUAAAAGCCUUCUUUAAGUCUGACUGCAAUAGAGUAGCACUUACUACUGAUUGUUGGACUUCUAUCCAAAAUCAAAACUACUUAACCCUUACGGCACACUUUGUGGAUAACGAAUGGAACUAUCAAAAGAGAAUUAUAAGCUUCACAGUUAUUCCAAACCACAAGGGUGAUACGGUAGGUAGGAAGAUUGAAGAGGUGUUAAGGGAUUGGGGAAUUAGGAAUGUGUCUACCAUAACUGUUGAUAAUGCAACUUCAAAUGAUGUAGCUGUAGCAUAUUUGCAUAGAAAAAUAUCAACUAUGAAUGGGAUGAUGGGGGAUGGAAAAUGUUUUCAUAUGAGGUGCGCUGCUCACAUAUUGAAUUUGGUGGUAAAUGAGGGUUUGAAAGAUAAGCAUUUGUCUAUUACUAGUGUUAGGGAUGCUGUUAGAUUUGUCAAGUCCUUGCCUCAUAGGGCAGCCAAGUUUAAAGAGUGCAUUGAAUUUGCUGGAAUAACUUGUAAAAAACUAGUAUGUCUCGAUGUUUCAACUCGUUGGAACGCGACAUAUUUGAUGCUUGAGGCUGCAGAGAAAUUUCAAGCUGCUUUUGAUAAGCUUGAGUAUGAAGAGUCGAGCUAUAGGGAGUUCUUUGGAAAAGGUAGUCCUCCUAGUAGUGAUGAUUGGGACAUUGUUAGAGCUUUCAUCUCUUUUUUAAAGUUAUUCUAUGAAGCAACUAAUGUUUUUUCCACCUCUCAAAGUGUGAGUUUGCAUAGUGCUUUUCACCAAGUGUCUGCGAUCUAUUGUGAGCUGAAGCAAGCUACUAUGAACUUAAAUGAUGUUUUUGCAAGUGUGGGUGGGGACAUGAUGGAAAAGUAUAAUAGAUAUUGGGGGUGUGCUACUAAGAUGAACAAGUUGAUUUAUUUUGGAAUCAUCCAAGAUACAAGUUGA